This is a messenger RNA of Exserohilum turcica Et28A, 3141 nucleotides long. RefSeq lists its product as uncharacterized. Gene Ontology annotation, molecular function: metal ion binding. NCBI's taxonomy places the organism in Eukaryota, Fungi, Ascomycota, Dothideomycetes, Pleosporales, Pleosporaceae. The record is from RefSeq and is a predicted model, not a curated record. The coding region runs from base 1 to 3141 and encodes 1046 amino acids. The transcript is spliced from 4 exons.
AUGGGGUCUGUACAGCUCGAGACGCAUUUUAAGAAGAUCCAGCAAUUCAAAGCAAAUUAUGCCGACGCCACUUUUACUCAGUAUGAGUCUCAGCGCACGGGGCUGCGUGUGGUUGUGGUCGAUCGGAAGGGCCCAAAGGUUUACGGAAACUUUGCAGUAGCUACAGAGAUUCAUGAUGAUUCCGGCUCACCACACACACUCGAACAUCUCUGCUUCAUGGGCUCACGAAAGUACCCCUUCAAGGGUGUACUGGACAAGAUUGCUACCCGAUCAUACUCGGACACCAAUGCGUGGACAGAUGUUUCGGAGACAGUAUACAUACUCUCCACUGCAGGCUGGGAAGGCUUUGCACAGCUGCUACCAAUCUACCUCGACCAUCUUAUUGUUCCUACGCUCACAGAUGCUGCCUGUUAUACUGAAGUUCACCACAUUGAUGGAAAAGGCGAAGAUGCAGGAGUUGUCUAUUCUGAGAUGCAAGGACGACAGAACUUGCAAGGUGAUCUAAUGGAUCUUCAAAUGCGUCGCCUUCUCUAUCCUGAAGGGGAUGGUUUCCGUAUGGAGACUGGUGGCUUGAUGGAAAAUCUACGAGUUUCGACCGCAGAGCGCAUCCGUCAGUUUCAUCGAGACAUGUACCAGCCCAAAAACUUGCGAGUCAUCAUCAUUGGAGAGGUUGACCACCCCAACCUCUUGCAAGUUUUGGAUGCUUUCGAAGACGACAUCAUCGACCGUGUGCCGGCUUACGAUGCGCCGUUCAAGCGCCCAUGGGUGGAGUCUCCGCGUACUCCUGCACUAAGCAAAACCAUAGUUGACACGGUAGAAUUCCCGGAAGAGGACGAGUCGAUGGGAGAGGUCCAGAUCGCCUUCUUGGGCCCAGAGACUACGGACGACCUUGGAGAGACGGCCAUAAAUACCCUGCUCAACUAUCUGGCUGGAUCCUCGGUAUCAGUCCUUGUCAAUACGCUUGUCGAAAAGGAGCAUCUGGCUAGCAUGGUUUACUUUUGGUGCAAAGGCCACUACGAUAUGAUUAUAUGGUGGACUCUCUCAUCAGUGGAGACUGACAAGCUUGCCGAGGCCGAGAAGCGUUUCUUUCAAGUCCUCGAGGAACAUGCCUCUAAACCGCUUGAUAUGAGUUAUUUGAAAGACUGCCUUCACCGCUUCAAACGUCAAACGCGGUACAUGUCGGAGAUUGGUCUUGACGAAUACAAAGACCCAAUCAUCAAGGACCAUGUCUUUGGCGACCGCAAGGGCGUCCACCUCGAAGAUGCCAUGGCUACUCUCGAUGUCUUUGAUACUCUUGACAAGUGGACAGAGGAGGAGUGGCGAGCCUACUUGAAGAAGUGGAUGAUCGAUGCUCACCAUGUCUCGAUCCUUGGCAAACCCUCCAAAGCUCUUUCAGAAAAGAUCAAAUCAGAUGAGAUUGCUCGUGUCAAGGCACAGCAGGAGAAGCUAGGUGAUGAUGGCUUAAAGCGUCUGACACAGAAGCUCAAGGAAGCGCAGGAACAGAACGACAGGCCUAUUCCAGAGGACAUUAUUGCAGGUGUAAAGGUUCCGAGCACCGAGUCGAUUCACUUCUUCGAAACCACUACCGCGCGAUCUGGACUGGCAAAGAAGCUCGGUGUCCCAGAAAAUUCGAUUCAGAAAAUUGUUGACAAGGACGAAAAUGGCCUUCCUCUGUUCAUCCAUUUUGAGCACAUACCAACCUCGUUUGUACACUUUGGAUUGGUGUUAGGUACGGCUACUCUACCAACCGAACUGAAGCCUUUGCUUGGCGUCUACCUAACCAACUUCUUUGCCACCCCCAUCAUGAAAGAUGGCAAGCGCAUCGAAUUCGAGGAAGUCAUUACCAAGCUCGAGCAGGAUACGAUUGAGUACUCGAUGGACCGUGGUACAGAUAUUGGAAGCUCCGAGAUGAUUUACAUUCCUUUCGUUGCGGAAGCCGACAAGUUCGAAACGGUUGUGCUGUGGCUGAGGUCGAUGUUGGUGGACUCAAUCUUCGAUACCGAACGUGUCAUCUCUGCUGUAAAGAAGAUGCUGGCUGAUGUACCUGAGGAGAAGCGCGACGGCAAUUCCAUGAGCUUUGCAGUCGAUCGCAUGAUCCACUACGAUGCUGCCUCAGCUGUCCGCGCAACUGGAACGCUUGUCAAGGGUCUAUACCUCAAGCGUAUCUUAAAGUUGCUCAAGACGGAGCCACAACAGGUUCUCGACAAGCUCGAAGCUCUACGUAAGCACCUACUGACAUUUUCUAACAUGCGUGUUCUCGUAACCGCCAACCUCGAGACUCUACCAAACCCAGUCUCGACAUUCAAGCACCUCACCGAUGCAUUCAAGCCAGGUGCAGAACCAGACAUCAACCCAAUUGACGACAGAAACGUCCUUCUCUCCGACGUCGGACGCAACCCAGGCGGUACCCACUACAUCAUCCCCAUGCCUAUCGACUCGUCUUUCGCCGUCCUGACAUCCAAGGGACCAAAGGGCUACAACAACGCCCAACUCCCCCCUCUCAUGGUCGCACUCGCAUACCUCGACGCAGUCGAAGGCCCCAUGUGGCAAUCGAUCCGCGGCACUGGACUCGCCUACGGCAGCAACUUCUUCCGGGACCCGGAAACAGGGCUCCUCAAAUUCCGCAUCUCAAAGUCGCCAAACGUGUUCGCGGCAUACAACAAAGCCCGGACCGUCGUCCGCGAGUACGGCGACGGCACGCAAACGUUCGAUAAGCUCGAGCUCGAAGGCGCCAUCUCGAGUAUCGUGCGCGACUUUGUCGAUGAGCGCGCCACAAUCGUGGAUGCUGCGCGCAGCUCGUAUAUCGAUCUCGUCACCAGGGGCGUCGGCAAGGACUGGCAAGAUUGGGCGCUGCGUGAAGUGCGUAAGGUGAUGCAGGAGGAUGUACAGAGAAUCCUAAGGGAUGUCGUGGCCAACGUGUUCGAGCCCGAGGAGACGGAUCUCGUCGUUACAUGUGGUGGCAUCAUGACUGAUGGUCUGAAGAAAGAUUUUGAAAAUGCGGGAUUCAAAAUCCAACUCAAGCAGCUCACAGACUUUCAAGAUGCAUAUGGUCUUGAAGGUGAUGAGGAUGAGGAUGACGACGACGAGGAUAUGUCUGGAAGCGAAGAAGAUGAUGAGAGCGGAUCGGAAAUGGAAGAGUAA